Messenger RNA from Neltuma alba, 516 nucleotides. RefSeq lists its product as uncharacterized. Bases 1 to 516 code for a protein of 171 amino acids. Gene Ontology annotation, molecular function: 2 iron, 2 sulfur cluster binding; pheophorbide a oxygenase activity. Lineage: Eukaryota; Viridiplantae; Streptophyta; Magnoliopsida; Fabales; Fabaceae. The record is from RefSeq and is a predicted model, not a curated record. The transcript is spliced from 2 exons. Gene Ontology annotation, cellular component: chloroplast thylakoid; cytoplasm.
AUGGCUCUGUUACACCCUACCUCUGCCUUGGCUGCUAUCGACACAGUGUUAUCAACGAGAAGCAAAACUCUGAAUUUUCCUCUUUAUACCUAUAGCAAUAUGCAAUCUUUCACCAGAAAACAUAGACCGAAUGGACCCAGAAACCUGUCUUUACGCGUUGCUACGCCAACAAGCAUUGAGCCUGAGCAAUCAAUUCCAGAAACAGAGAAGGAUGAAACUGAGAAUGAAUUUAGUGACGAGAGCUCCUCUUCGAAAGUUUUCUUGGAGGGAUCACUGGAAGGACGGAUUGAUGAAGAUGGCAACUUACAGUGCUCCUAUCAUGGCUGGUCCUUUGAUGGAUGUGGAUCUUGUAUUAGGAUCCCUCAGGCGUCAUCGGAAGGUCCUGAAGCUCGUGCUAUUCGAUCACCUAGAGCAUGUGUCACAAAGUUCCCUACCAUGGUGUCUCAGGGUCUCCUCUUUGUGUGGCCGGAUGAGAAUGGUUGGGAAAAAGCCGGCGCCGCUAAGCCCCCAUUGUAA